This is a messenger RNA of Diceros bicornis minor, 1754 nucleotides long. RefSeq names its product paired box 3 (gene PAX3). Gene Ontology annotation, molecular function: DNA-binding transcription factor activity, RNA polymerase II-specific; RNA polymerase II cis-regulatory region sequence-specific DNA binding. Gene Ontology annotation, biological process: anatomical structure development; regulation of transcription by RNA polymerase II. The transcript has 10 exons. Bases 158 to 1675 code for a protein of 505 amino acids. The record is from RefSeq and is a predicted model, not a curated record. Lineage: Eukaryota; Metazoa; Chordata; Mammalia; Perissodactyla; Rhinocerotidae.
GCAGUCCCCCUCCCCGCGUCCCUCCCUCUCUCUCUCCAGCCCUUUUUGGGGAGGGGCUCUCCACGCUCGGGGGAGUUCCCGAGGGUCACCAGCGCCGCGCUCGCCUGUCUAUUUCGCCUUCACCUGGAUAUAAUUUCCAAGCGAAGCUGCCCCCAGGAUGACCACGCUGGCCGGAGCUGUGCCCAGGAUGAUGCGGCCGGGCCCAGGGCAGAACUACCCGCGCAGCGGGUUCCCGCUGGAAGUGUCCACUCCCCUCGGCCAGGGCCGCGUCAACCAGCUAGGAGGUGUGUUUAUCAACGGCAGACCGCUCCCCAACCACAUCCGCCACAAGAUCGUGGAGAUGGCCCACCACGGCAUCCGGCCCUGCGUCAUCUCCCGCCAGUUGCGCGUGUCCCACGGCUGCGUCUCUAAGAUCCUGUGCAGGUACCAGGAGACUGGCUCCAUCCGUCCCGGGGCUAUCGGCGGCAGCAAGCCCAAGCAGGUGACAACGCCUGACGUGGAGAAGAAAAUUGAGGAGUACAAAAGGGAGAACCCAGGCAUGUUCAGCUGGGAAAUUCGAGACAAAUUACUCAAGGACGCGGUCUGUGAUCGAAACACCGUGCCCUCAGUGAGUUCCAUCAGCCGCAUCCUGAGGAGUAAAUUCGGGAAAGGCGAAGAGGAAGAGGCCGACCUGGAGAGGAAGGAGGCGGAGGAGAGCGAGAAGAAGGCGAAACACAGCAUCGACGGCAUUCUGAGCGAGCGAGCCUCAGCACCCCAAUCAGAUGAAGGCUCCGACAUCGACUCUGAACCAGAUUUGCCGCUAAAGAGGAAGCAACGCAGGAGCCGGACCACCUUCACCGCAGAACAGCUUGAGGAACUGGAACGUGCUUUUGAGAGAACCCACUACCCUGAUAUUUAUACCAGGGAGGAACUGGCACAGAGGGCGAAGCUCACUGAGGCCCGAGUACAGGUCUGGUUUAGCAACCGCCGUGCGAGAUGGAGGAAGCAAGCUGGGGCCAAUCAACUGAUGGCUUUCAACCAUCUCAUUCCGGGGGGGUUCCCUCCUACGGCCAUGCCGACUCUGCCAACGUACCAGCUGUCUGAGACCUCUUACCAGCCCACAGCUAUUCCGCAAGCCGUGUCGGAUCCCAGCAGCACUGUUCACAGACCUCAGCCGCUUCCUCCGAGCACUGUACACCAAAGCACUAUUCCUUCCAACCCGGACAGCAGCUCUGCCUACUGCCUCCCCAGCACCAGGCAUGGAUUUUCCAGCUAUACAGACAGCUUUGUGCCUCCAUCCGGGCCCUCCAACCCCAUGAACCCCGCCAUUGGCAAUGGCCUUUCACCUCAGGUAAUGGGACUUCUGACCAACCACGGUGGGGUACCCCAUCAGCCCCAGACCGAUUAUGCUCUCUCCCCUCUCACUGGGGGCCUGGAACCUACCACCACGGUGUCGGCCAGCUGCAGUCAGAGACUAGACCAUAUGAAGAGCUUGGACAGUCUGCCAACAUCUCAGUCCUAUUGUCCACCCACCUAUAGCACCACGGGCUACAGUAUGGACCCUGUCACAGGCUACCAGUAUGGGCAGUAUGGACAAAGUGCCUUUCAUUAUCUCAAACCAGAUAUCGCUUGGUUUCAAAUUCUUUUGAACGUGUGGGACAAAAGCAGUGGAGAAAAGGAAGACCCGGAACAAUAAAAGACAAAUGCAACAUUUUAGGGCAAUGAUUUAACGUGGCUACAUAUCAAAAUAUCCCAGCUCUUUAGUGCUGAUGAUC